GGAGCACUGGGCCCUGAGAGGAGGCUCCCUGCUGUGGGCCUGGGUCUGCUCAGCCACCUUGACAGCCUUCUUCCAGGAGGCUCUCUGGAGGCCUUGGAAGGUCACUGACUUCCUGGCCUUAGGACUAGGCAAAGAGGUGGGGAUGGAGCCUUCACGGACACUCAGCCAGCUGAGGGACUUUGAUCCGAACUUGCUUUUCAGUCAAGAUUUCAGGACUCCAGGCUUAGAGAUGCUGGAGUCCUGGUGGGACGGGGGGUGCCGAGGGGCAGGUCAGAGCGGCAGGUGCUGCCCUGUGUGUACACGGAGGGGGUUCUGGGUGGCCUACCAUGGGCCGCCUGACCGGACAGGUUCAUCGGGGGCUCAAUCUAGCUGAGUGAAGGGGCUGGGAGUGCAGCUGUAAGCAGACUCCGGCAGCCAGACUGGAGUAAGUACCAGUUUGGGGUAAUUAGAAGGCACGUAAUUAGAAGGCGUCAGGGCGCUAGGCGGCAAGUGUCUGUGAAUAUGCCUGAGUGGGCCCUUGCUGGCUUUGGACCCCUGGAAGACUUUCCUCCUGGAAGUCUCAAGAUCACGGUUCCCCAUCGGCCUGGAGGCUGGUGACUCCUGGGGCCCGAGGAUGAAGCUGAGCCUGCCACACUGGCCCCUGUCCUGCCUUUUUGUGCUGCUGCGCUGGCCUCUGGCCACUCCAACAUCAAGGACCCUUUGGCGGUGCCCACCUGGGGAGGAGCCCAGCCUGGACCUGGGGCAGGGCACAUUAUGCAGGUCCUGUCCCCCCGGCACUUUCUCUGCUUCAUGGGGCCCUGGCCCAUGCCAGCCCCACGCUCGCUGCAGCCCUCGAGGGAGGCUGGAGGCCCAGGCAGGCACAGCGACUCGAGACACCCUAUGUGGAGACUGCCAGCCUGGGUGGUUUGCCACUUCAGGGGUCCCCCUUGUCUCCUGUCAGCCGUGCUCCUGGACACCUCUGGGUACUCGCAGCUGUUAUGAGCGGGGACGACGGGCCCGACGUGGUGUGGAGGUGGCAGCAGGGGCCAGCAGUGCUGGGGAUACGCGGCAGCUUGGGAAUGGCACGCGGGCAGGUGGCCCUGAGGAGACAGCUGCCCAGUAUGCGGUUAUUGCCAUCGUGCCUGUCUUCUGCCUCAUGGGGCUGCUGGGCAUCCUGGUGUGCAACCUGCUCAAGCGGAAAGGCUACCACUGCACGGCCCACAAGGAGGUUGGGCCCGGCCCUGGAGGUGGAGGCAGCGGGAUCAACCCCGCCUACCGGGCUGAGGAUGCCAAUGAGGACACCAUUGGGGUCCUAGUACGCCUGAUCACCGAGAAGAAAGAGAAUGCUGCGGCCCUGGAGGAGCUGCUGAAGGAGUAUCACAGCAAACAGCUGGUGCAGACCAGCCACAGGCCCGUACCCAGGCUGCCGCCGGGUCCCCCCAGCAUGCCACACGUCUGCCCACAUCGUCAUCACCUCCACACCGUGCAGGGCCUGGCUUCACUCUCUGGCCCCUGCUGCUCCCGCUGUAGCCAGAAGAAGUGGCCUGAGGUGCUGCUGUCCCCUGAGGCCGCAGCUGCCACUACUCCUACUCCCAGACUCCUGCCCAACCCGGCCAGGGCUCCCAAGGCUGGGGCCAAGGCAGGACGCCAGGGCGAGAUCACCAUCUUGUCUGUGGGCAGGUUCCGAGUGGCCCGAAUUCCUGAGCAACGGUCAAGUUCAGCGGCCUCUGAAGUGAAGACUGUCACAGAGGCUGGGCCCUCAGGGGGUGCUCUCCCUGGCUCCCCACAACCUGGCCUCCCCACUGAGCAGCAGGCACUGCUGGGAAGUGGCGGAAGCCAUACUAAGUGGCUGAAGCCCCCAGCAGAGAACAAGGCUGAGGAGAACCGCUAUGUGGUCCGGCUAAAUGAGAGCAACCUGGUCAUCUGAUGGUCUAUCUCAUCUGAGAACAUGGCAGCCCUGCCCUAGGAGGUUCUGAAGGCUUCCUGGAGGAGGGAGAGCUGCAGCUGGGCGUGUGAGGACCAAGAAGUAAUGGCCCAGCAGACAGAACAGCAAAGGCCAAGGCCUGGAGGUGGGAGCGUCCGCCCCAGUGAGGAGGCAGGCCAGCUGGCGGGUGCUGUGUGCAGGAGCAGGUUGAGAGCCCCUCCCCUGUCCCUGCCACCCAGUUUUUUCUGUGAAGGAUGCCCUGUGCCCUAGCCUGGCCAGAUCCUGGGACCCUGCAGGAUCCUCUGUACCACUAAGUGGCAAGGCCUUGGCCUGGUAGGGGGGGGGGGGGCCCUCUGCCUGGUGCUCCUGGCCCCACACCUUGGUAAUUAGCUGCCCUUGCCUCUGUACAGGGCCCUAGUACGGACCUCUCCUGCCUCUUCUAGUGGGCCCAGUAAAGGGAAGGAGCAACAAAAAGCCAUGGGCUGGAGACUUGAGUUCCCAGGCUCUAACCAUGGGCAAGUCCCUGGCCAUCACCUGGUUAUAAUUCUUCUGACCAUGAAGUGGGAAAAGAAAGGCAUCUCAGGGCGCAGGGCUUCUCCAGUUACUUGGCAGGUUCUGGCCCGGGUCAUGUGAGGGGAAAGCCUGACUCCUUGCCACCCCUCCCAUUAGUAGCUUUAUCUGGCCCCAUUUUUGCGGCUUCUAAGGCCUCUGCCUUCAGGCCCCCAUGGGGCGGCCCAUCCCUGGCUCUGUCUAUAAGAAGGGGCUUAAUGCAUGUAUCUGCUCCCCACCCUGCUGUUUUUAUUGAAAAUGGUACCACAGUCUUGACCUGGGCAGGGCUGUAGUACAAGGUGCCAGCCUGCAUAGCCACCCCAAGAUCUCAGGAGCUUUUGGGGAGAGGUGUGGGUGAGGGGCUGGUAAGGUGCCCCUGGCCUCAGUGGUUUGUGUGUCCCUGUGGUGUUGGUGUCUGUCCCCCAGCCUGGGCAGUGCGGGCGACUGCCCAGCCCAGUCCCUAUGUCCACUCUGGCUCAGCAACCUGGUUAUUUAUGUGGGGUCAUGCAGGCAUGGGCCCCACUGCCAUCCCUGUUUCUCUUAUUUAUUGAAACUUUGCUGUUGUCCUGUCUUUGUCUCUAUUCCCAUCCAUUUAUUGGAUAAUAAAAGGUGGGAAAGUCGUGUCAUGAAGAGCUUCUUUCCCUGUGACUCUUCCCAGGUCAUCUGGCCAUUCACCAAAUAGCUUUGUGUCAGGUACUGUGUGUGGGACAGGCCAUCCCUCCCCUCGCAGUGUUGGCUCUGUGGCAGGUAGGCAUGGGGACAGCGGGUGAAGUGGGGCUGGAGGAGGCCCCUCACUUCAUCAGGUUCUCACUGAAGCCCCUAGAGGUAGUGCUGUCCAAUAGAUAUAUAUAGUAUGUACCAGAUAUGUAAUUUAAAAUUUUCUAAUAGCCGCAUUUUUAAAAGAAAAAGAUAAGCUUAGUAUCAAUAAUGUAUUUAAGCCAGUAUAACUAAAGUAUUUUCAUUUCAAUAUAAAGUCAGUAUAAAAAUUAUGCAUGAACCACUAAUUUUUUUGUUUUGAAAUCUGGUAUUUUACACUUAAAGCACAUCUUAAUAAGAACUAGCAUAUUCAAGGGCUCAAUAGCCACAUGCGGCUAGCGGCUCCUAUCUUGGACAGCACAGCUCUAGAAGAAGUGGAGCCUGGGAGAUGGAUGGGGUCAGACCCGUUGGGAGCUGGAGAACGUGGGAAAGGGAAACGUGGUCUGCAGAGAGAGAACAGCAUGUGCAAAGGCCCAGGGGAACUACAAGGAACUGGAGAAGCUGGAAGUUGAAGGUGACAGGUGUGGAGACUGGAUUGGGUGUGGGCAGAAGACAGCUACACGUGCUCUUGGAAGCCAUCAAUCUUCUGCCAGAGAUGCCAAGGAACCUCUAAGGCAUUUAGGAAGGGGAGCUGGUCAGCUUGCUCUUGGUCACAGCGUGGAGGGUGGAGCAGGAAUUCUGCAUGGAAACUGUUGCAGCUGUCCAGGCAAGAGGUGGUGGAAGCCAGGGUGUGGGGGGCAGGAUCUAAGAUUCCUAAAAUGGAACUGCUAGGACUUGGUAACAAGAUGUGGGUCAACAGAUUAGGGCCAGCUGGGUGGGGAAACCGGAGGAGGAGCCCAGGAGACAGCUGUGAUACAGCCCCCUGGGCGUCUGGAAUGUGAAGGCCUGAAGUGCUCGAGAGACCGACCUGGGCUACAGGAAUAUUUAGAAGCACUCAAGUAGGCAUUUGCACCAGGACUGGACCAGGAGAGAGGGCUCAGGGCAGACUCUUGGUCUGCCCCAGAGGCGCUGCCAAGGAGGUGGGAAGGAGACCAGGGAACUGCAGUGUCCUGCAAGUGAGGGAAGGGGAGUGAGGGGCAGGAUGGUCCACAAGGCCAGGUGCUGCCACAGGGUCAGGACUGCAGCAGUCCUUGGUUCGUGGACAUGGUGCGAACAGGACGAGGUCUGAUUGGAUUGAGCUCCCCACAGAAGCCAGAUUGUGACAGGCGAUACUGGUAGGGACUUGGGCCCCAGGGAGGUAAGGUUUUUAAUUCUGGGCUCUCUAGGUAUAUUUUUUAAAGGUGGAAGAAGGGGACACGUUUAAAUGCUAAUGGGAGAGUCCCAAAGAGAGGCUGAAGAACCGGAUACUGAUGUUUGGUGGAGUCUGGGGAAGUGUGGAAAGGGACAGCCUGUGGGAGCCCCAGACCUCCUGGAUGAAGGCGGCUGGUCAGGAUGGGACUCCAGAAGGCCCAGCUCAUGUUUGCUCUUGCUGCUCCCCUGAGGCCACAGGUGCCACUACUCCUACUCCCAGACCCCUGCCCAACCCGGCCAGGGCUCCCUAAGGCUGGGGCCACAGCAGGAUGGCAAAGUGAGAUCACCAUCUUGUCUGUGGGCAGAGGCCUUUCUCCUGUGCAGAAGCCAUGAACCUGGCCCAGUUAGCAGCACAGAAAACUCCUGCCCAGAGAAGCUGGGCAGACAUGCCUUGAGAUUUGAUCUCUCCCUGCCUCUUUCUUGCCUCUCCAGGGCACAGGCUUCUCUUUCUGAGGCUUCUGAGGUGUGUAGGAAAGGGAGGGGACUUCCUAGGGCCUAGGAAACAAAGCUUUCCCUGUUCUAGGAGAGAGGAGGGAAAGAGACAGGCUGUACAUCAGGAGGAAUUUUCUGGAGCACCAUGGGUUGCCAAAGUCUAAAACAGGUUGUUCAUUGUAGGGGCCUAGUGGGCAUCAUCCGUGCUCCCAAGGAAAUGUUCCCUUGGACUACCAGGGUCCACUUGGUGUCCCUAUUUGCCAACUCUUAGCUGCAUGUCAAGAUUUGGCUUCUCAAACUUGGCUGUCCCCUGAGCCAACCAACCCCACUUCACCCAGGACUUGGAUGACACACCAAGAUGAUGAGAAAGCAAGAGACGGGGUGGGAGUUGGGUCCCUCCCACUCUCCAGCCUCCUUUCCCAGGGGAAGGCUGGACUGGGGACUCUAAAUGCCCUCUUGCUGUGGAGACUGAGGCUGGGUCUGGCUUCCCAGGCCAGGUAAGAGAUAACCCUCACCUUGGUGCUGGGCCCUGGGGUAAUAAGCACAGCUCUUCUCCAGCACUGCCUGCCAGCCCCCACCCCCCAACCCUGGCACCCCAUUUUCUGCUUGCUGGAAGGUCAAAGUAGGACUCUGGCCUAAAUUUCUUCACCUGUCCCUAAAAGGAUGGGAUGCAUUGCUGAGGGAUCAGGUACGGGUAUAUCCAAUACCCUUGGCCUUCAGGGCCCCCACCCUCAUCUGAAAGUUUUCCUGGCUUGUCCCUCUGAAUCUUGGCAGCCCUGGGAGCCAGAGGACAGACUGGGGCGCUGGGCUGAGGGAAGUUCUGAGUCUGACCUUUCCUUAUUCCACCCCUCACCCCAAGGACCAAAAUUGUGAGUAUGGGGCCCAGAUCUCCACCUCCCUGUCUGCUCCUGGUCCUCAGCCCUGCCAUUGUGACCUGGAACUGAGUCCCUGGAAAAUCCCUUUCCUGCUCUGGCGAAACUGCUGUGACACAGCCCAGCAAAGUCUGUGGCCAGAGGUGCCCUCAGCUCCCACACAUGAUAAGAGCUUUCCACUGCAAGGGAGGGAGAAUGAGUCUCCUGUGAGGUGAGGACAGGAGGGAAACUGGGGAGCAUGCUGCAGAGGCACAGGGCAUGGGUUGGUAGCAAGGGCUGGAGAGUUAGGAGUAUAUCCUGAAGUCCAAUUACAGCUCUAGUGUGAGCCAGGUCAGUGAGCCUCUUGGGGCCUUAGUUUUUUCUCUAGUUGAGGAGGCUGAAAUACUUGACAGGCUAUAGGAGCAUCAGGAUUUGGGGGCCAGGCCCUGGGAGGCAAUGGUGGCUACAAUGACAAGGGAAAGAAGCCUGGGCCUGGACUAGGGCAGUGGCUUUGCCCAGAGGGAGGAGGAGGCAGAGAUUUAGGAUGGAAAACGGACAGUAGUUGACCAUUUGGGUGGAGACCACAUAACCUCCCUCAACUGUCCUUCUGUGACUACAAACCUGUAAGCUCCUUCUUCCCUUGGUUUCCCAGCUGACAAACUCUCCCUUUAAGCAAACACAGACACUGCCUCCUCUGGGGUGGGCAGGGGAAUGUGGGGCCUGGCCAAGUGUGAGCUCCCACUCUGAAUCUCACGGCUCUGUGACCUUGGCCAAGGUACUUACCCUCCUUGGCUGCUCUGUCUUGAGGGCAGGGUUAAUAAAUAGGGCUCGCCUCCCAUCCUGCUGUGAGGAUUUUGAGAACUAGCAAACAUAAAGCACAGCGCUGGCCACACGGUGAGCCUUGGAAGAUGGCAGCCUUCAUCAUUUAUGACCUCCUGGCCGUGUAUCACACACCUCAAUUAGUCCAGGUGCUGAUGGUCACUUCCCAGACCCCUCAACUGAAUCCCAAGGAAGCCCUGCUAUGCCUGAGGGGAGAUGCAGCAUAGUCAUUACCUGACUGGUGAAAACAAGGUUAGCAUCAGCUUGGGGAACAACCCAGGGGACUCACUGGCCUAAGAGGUGGUGUCUCCCUGCCCCAAGAACCACCAGUCUGGUCACCCCGGACUUUUUUUUUUUUUUUUUUU
Messenger RNA from Panthera uncia (snow leopard), 6965 nucleotides. RefSeq names its product RELT TNF receptor (gene RELT). Bases 614 to 1906 code for a protein of 430 amino acids. Gene Ontology annotation, biological process: amelogenesis; apoptotic process. The record is from RefSeq and is a predicted model, not a curated record. The transcript is spliced from 11 exons. Lineage: Eukaryota; Metazoa; Chordata; Mammalia; Carnivora; Felidae. Gene Ontology annotation, molecular function: protein binding.